Molecule: messenger RNA, 3459 nt
Organism: Patiria miniata (bat star)
Lineage: Eukaryota; Metazoa; Echinodermata; Asteroidea; Valvatida; Asterinidae
Product: inositol-trisphosphate 3-kinase B-like
Exons: 8
Coding region: 902-2191 (429 amino acids)
Biological process (GO): inositol phosphate biosynthetic process
Cellular component (GO): cytoplasm; nucleus
Molecular function (GO): inositol tetrakisphosphate kinase activity; inositol-1,4,5-trisphosphate 3-kinase activity
Source: RefSeq, a predicted model, not a curated record
GUACAUAGUGUCAUGUGAAGCAUGUUGCUUUGCCAAAGUGGACUACCUAUACGUACAUUAGUUGAUCUGGGCUUGAACAGAGAGCUGGGUUGAAAAACAAAAAACUCAAAACAUUAUAGUGCAGGGGAAAAACCCCCAGAAUUGAGGUGAACUUGUCUUUAUCAAUCACGUCAAAAUAUCAACAACGCUGGCCGAGAGUGCAUUGUGUGCAUUCACAGGUUGGGAAUAUUAUACCAAUUGUAACCCACACAUGUAUGUAUGCCCCCAUUGAUCACUACCACGUCAUAGCUACAGGGAUCAACUGUUGCCAUUGUUGUUAUUGUUAGCUGACUGACCCCCGUCCCACCUGCCUCAGCUAACCUGUGUAUACAGUGCGCAGGUAGGCCUACAUGUACACGGCACUGUACAACCAACAUAAGCCGGAUCAUUCAGCAUUGAGUGUGUAAAAAAGCUGACUGGAUGUGUACACAUCAUAAAUGGGAGAGCAACAUCUGAGCAUUGAUUAGACCCUAUUGAUUGUGGGUGGCGGAGGGCCGUGGACUCUGCUCCGGGACUAGGCUGAGUGCGUACGGCACACACAGCUUGGGUGUUCAACACAAAUUUCGUCACAACUAGUUACCAUAUAACAAGGGCAAACUAGUAAUAGUUCUGAUGUUGUCAGUCCACCAGCAAUUUACAAUACAGCCUUAGCAGAGAGAACUAUUGAAGUGACUGACUUGGAAAGAUGACUCCAAUCUUCUCAGUCUGCACCAUCCAUGUCUGAACUGCCCCGCAAUGGGUAGUUUUUAAAUUUGGUGUGUUUCUUAAUGAACCGUGGUCAUCCUCUGCCUGCUCAUCUGUACGUGUAAGUCUGCAGUGGUUCGCAAGCCCUACACACACACACACGCUCACACACUGACUAAUGACUCAUCGGCUGGCCAUGGGAGACGAGCGCAUCAAGAUGCAAGAGAAUAACAACGGGGAGACAGUGGAGAUGGAGAUUGUGGAUGAGGACAGUGAUUCGCCUCUGGAGGACGAGUGCUCUCGCAUCUGCAUGUGCGAGAAGUGCAUCGCGGAGAAAACACCACCAACUAAGGUAGAAAGGGCAAGUUCAUGGAGGAAGAUCAGAAACAUGGUACACUGGUCACCGUUCGUUCAGUCUUUCAAGAAGAAAUACCCCUGGGUUCAGCUGGCUGGCCAUCAAGGCAACUUCAAAGCUGGCGAGUGCGGCACUAUCUUGAAGAAGCAUACCCCCAAGGAGCAGUGGGCAUUGAGAAAACUGAUGGCUGACAUCCUGAGGCCGUACAUCCCAGAGUACAAAGGGGUCGUAGAGAAGAACUCGGAGAAAUAUGUACAAAUGCAAGAUCUGCUUGGAGAAUUUGACAAUCCAUCCGUAAUGGACUGCAAAAUUGGAACACGCACAUACCUUGAAGAGGAACUGAAGAAGGCCAGAGAAAAGCCCAAGCUUCGAAAGGACAUGUACCAGAAGAUGAUUGAAAUUGAUCCGACGGAGCCAACUUCAGAAGAGCACCGCCUCGGAGCUGUGACCAAGCCACGCUACAUGCAGUGGAGAGAGUUCAUGAGUUCAUCAGCCACUCUAGGAUUCAGGAUUGAAGGAGUUAAGAAAGGAGACGGUCAUUCUAGCCGGGACUACAAGACUGUACGCACAAAAGAUCAGAUCAGCGAAUGCUUUAAUUUCUUCAUCGACGGUGAUCCUUCCAUCCAAACCAAAUACAUUCGCCGCUUGAAGGCCAUCCGAGCUACCCUGGAGUCGUCUGAAUUUUUCGCUCUGCAUGAGGUCAUUGGAAGUUCACUGCUGUUUGUGCACGACAGAACAGGAAAAGCUAGCGUCUGGAUGAUAGACUUUGGCAAGACCACCCCGCUUCCUCCAUCCGAGUCCAAUGAUCAUCGGACCCCAUGGGUGGAGGGAAACCACGAGGAUGGCUACCUGUUUGGAUUGGACAUGAUGAUUGAAGUGUUUUCUGACAUGAAACCCAAAAAGUGCCCUGUUGAGACCAAUUCCAACAAACCUUCCACGAAGACUGAUCCCACUCCUGCCACCGCUCCUAGUGCAAUGGACACUCAGUCAGGUUCAACCUCCACUGACGCUGUUGACACCACUCAACCUUCAGAAGCCCUUCCAAUUUCCUCUUCCAUCUCCAAUGUUUCCUCAACUGCAUCGCCCCCAUCAGUCACAGCAGCUCCCUCGUAGCAUUGGAACCUAGAUGGGUCCGAGGACAGAUCCAGGGUAGGACAGUGGUCCGAUCCUGGAUGGGUCAGAGGUCAAGUCCUGGAAGAGUCAGAGGUCAGAUCCUGGAAGGGUCAGGGGUCAGAUCCUGGAUGGGUCAGGGGUCAGUUCCUGGAUGGGUCAGAGGUCAGAUCCUGGAUGGGUAAGGUCUCUGACCCUAGAUGGGUCAGAAGUCUGAUCCCGAACGGGUCAGAGCUCAAAUCCUGGAUGAGUCAGAGGUCAGAUCCUGGUUGCUUCAGAACUCCGAUCCUGGAUGGGUCAGAGGUCAGAUGGGUCAAAGGUGAGAGGUCUGAUGCCAGGGGUUUAUUUCAUAGAGCUGCUAAAGCACAGAUAUUUGACUGGCCUCAGUUGCAUGGGAUGCACGUUAUUUGUGACAGGUAUUUCCUGCUUAACAGCUCCAUGAUAUUGGACCUAGAUCCUGGAUGGGUCAGGGUCAGAUCCUUUAACAGAUCCGACGUCAGAUCCUCUAGAGGUCUCAGGUCGGAACCAAUUGCGAGUUGAUUUCAGGUGCAGAUGUAUGGCAUGAAAACUUCAUGCUCGUUUUUUCAGGUGGGCGUCCGUUAGUGACCCAACGUCUUUCAUGCUGCACAUUGAGGUGUUUUGCACAGAUUUUUUAUAUUACGGUUCGAUUCGAAUGCAUUUUGGUAAAUGUUGGGGUCUUCGUUUGUAAUAAACAAGGGCAUUUUAAGUUAUAUGAGUUAAUUUUUACAUUUGAGGGUUUUUAUUUAAUCAAUUUUUAAUUAGUUUUCAGUGAUCAAGCCUGGAUGUUGAGGAAAAAUAUCUUUUUUUUCCUGAAGCAUUUUUAAGUUCGGCUGGAAUCAUGUUUUCCUGCUCGUCAUUUGACAAUCAUAUUAAUUUAUUGAAACUUAUACUGUAAAUUUUUUGCACCUGUUAGCAAAAAUUCUAGGAAAAAUAUGCACUUUUUAUCAACACUAGUAUGUGGUGGGAUGGUGAAUUAUUGACAUUUCCAAGCAUAAGUGCUUCUGCUUUUUUUUAAUUUUUAAAUUAUGCUGAAACCAUGUUUGUACAAUCAAAUCUUGUGAACACAAACGUGUACAUUCUUUUGACGCCUACUGCCCUAUCCCCCUUCCAGCUCAAAACUCUUCAAAUGCCACCUGGAUAUUUCUUUUCUAAAAAAGAAGAAGAAAUGUUGGCCCUUUCCCCCCAAAAAAAUUGUUCUCAUCUUUGGGAGUGUGUGAUUUUUUGAAAGGGAAAAACAGUUUUAUUUAAAA